AAUUAUCAAGGAAACUUUCCUCUCUCUCUCUCUCUCUCAACCCGUAGUUAAGAUGGGGAAUAAAAUGCAGGAAAGGAACAAGAAGAUGAAAGUGAAGAAAGGCUGUCUUGCAGUUAGGGUUGGGCUAGAAAAUGAAGAUGGAGGUUUCCAAAUAUUUAUCAUCCCAAUAUCCUAUCUUUACGAUCCUUUGUUCAAGCAACUUCUUGACGAAGCUCGCGAAGUUUAUGGUUAUAGUGCUACGGGCCCUCUUAAACUUCCAUCUUCAGUCGACCAAUUUCUUCAUCUUCGGAGGCAGAUCGAGGAGGCUAAUAGUCACAACGCCCGUCAUUUUCAUCACCACCACCACCCCCUUGCUUUAUCAUUCCGUUCUUGUUAGACAAGCAACAGAUUUGAAUCUAUAGCAAAAAAUGAAUUUAUGUAGCCAACUUUAAGUUUAGUAAGUAAUAGUUUGCUGCAUCUUGUAGUUGAUGCAAUCCCUUCUUUCUUUUUCCUUUUUCUUUUUCUUUUCUUUUCUUUUUUUUUUUUGUGUAAAUUGAAAAUAUAAGCAAAUAGUGAGACAAAAAAUUGUGUAUAA
Molecule: messenger RNA, 574 nt
Organism: Olea europaea var. sylvestris
Lineage: Eukaryota; Viridiplantae; Streptophyta; Magnoliopsida; Lamiales; Oleaceae
Product: auxin-responsive protein SAUR32-like
Exons: 1
Coding region: 53-376 (107 amino acids)
Biological process (GO): response to auxin
Source: RefSeq, a predicted model, not a curated record